AUUACUAUGAUCGGACGUUGUGUGCGGGUCGUCUUACAUCGUCAUCAGCUGGUUUUUGCUUACGUUUUGGUGAUAAACCACAACGAACACAAAAUCAUUCGUUUCACAAUUAUUGAUGUCGGACCCCCACGGUAACGCGAUAUUGUGACUGUGGUUGUUAGCGACACGUACGACGCAUCAGACUCCGUUCGCUGACCGCCCCUCUUCCCACCGAGCCGAUGAGCGUGCCGCUCUCGUGACCGAACGGCUCUAGCACUGAAAAGUGCAAACGUACGCACGACACGUCGUCCGACGAGUCUGCGUGAAGAUGGACGACGCCAAAAUGCACAAGCUGAACGGCGUGAUUGAACAUUACAAAAGACACAUCGGCAGGGCCACCGAAUCCAACGACAACGACAAGAUAAUGAACUGUAUAACUAAGCUUUCUCGACUUCCUAUCACUGUCCAAAAUUUACAAAAUACUGGAAUCGGCCGAGUAGUUAAUAACUUAAGAAAAUAUGAUGGCAACAUUGGGGAAUCAGCAAAAACUUUAGUCAUUCAAUGGAAAAAUGUAGUAAAAAUUGAAGAAACUGAAAAUUUUUAUCGAACAGAUGAUAACUCUGAUGAAGAACAUGAUGAUGAUGUAUCAUCGCCAAAAGAUAAUGAAGAAUUUAUCGAUGAACCAGAAAUAACCAAUAAAAGUAACGAUGAUUCAAGUGACCAUGAAUCAUCUCACCACAAACAUCAUGAAAAAUCCAAACACAAAAAAAGUAAAAAAGAUAAGGGCAGUAAAAAACGAAAGGAAUCUUAUUCUACUUCAACAGACGAUCAAGGAGAUGGACAUGUCUUGAAGAAAGUGAAAAAAGAUUAUAAGUACGAAAAUGUUAAAGUUAAAACAGAAAUAGAAAAAUGUAAGAUUGCACAAAAUGUUGCAACAACUUCUCAUAAAGAAAAUAAUAAUAGUUAUGAAGAAAGUACUAAAAAAGAGAAAAAAAGUUCACAUUCAGACAAAAAAAAAGAUAAGCAUAAAUCGUCUCACAAAUCUGAAUCUAAAUCUCACUCCCACAAGGAGAAAAACGAAUCAAAGUCAUCUGGUCAUAAGGAUAAAAGUGAUUCAAAAAAAAAUAUUAAGGAUAAAGUCAAGGAAGAAUCAAAGCCUUCAACUAGUACUAAUUUUACUAGUAGUAGCAAAACAUUUGAAGAAGCUUUACUAGGUAUACCAGUCAAAAAGAAACAAAUUAAAUCCAAGCAUAGAGACAGAUCAAGGUCUUCAGAGCGUGAAUUUAGUUCUGCACCACCAAGUCCAUUGGCACCAUUUAAUUUAGAUCCUGAAGAAUUAAUUGCUAACUAUAAACCAUUAUCUCAAUUAGAUGUAAAGAAAAAGAAAAUGCCAGAGGAUCUCGAUCCGUUAGCUAAAAUAAUGACCACAAAAAAUAUGAGGACAAAAGUGUACUCUGGAAAUAAGAGUACAAUCUACACUGAAGUUCCUAGAUUACUUGAUUUCUGUAUCCAAACUAUUAAGGACAAUUUAGAUGCUUUGGAAUACACUGGUGGAGUUCCGUUUAGUAUACUUGAGCCAAUAUUGAAACACGCUAGCCCUGAUCAGCUGUAUAACUUAGAACAGUACAAUUACUAUUUGAUUGAAGAUACUGGAGUAUUGUGGGAGUACCAUUGCAAAAAGGAGUUUCGUAAUAAAGUUCCAGAUAAAAAUGAACCAUGGAGAAAUUUUUAUAUACGAUGCCUAGAAGAACGUGAAACAAAAUUGGCCAAAUUACGGCAGAACAUAAACGCGAAUCAAGCCGCGUCCACGCCUGUCAGAAAAACGCAACUAGCAUACGUCGACUCGGCUGUAAAACCACCUCGUGGCGUUGCUAAAAAACAGGCUAAAUUCCAAACGGCUUCCUCGGACAUUAAGCGUAAUAUCUUAAACAAAUCGAUGAUGGGAGGACAUUCUACUGCAGAAGCACUGUCCGCCAGUAAGAGAUCAACCACCAUGGCUACCGGGGUACCAAUCGCCUUGACUUCUCCACAUACGUCGUCCAGCGCGAUGAAAAAGAAAAAAGCUCCUUUGAUGCAAAAGGCGUUACAACUCAUAAAAUCUUCACGCAGACGUUAAAUUACUUCAUAAUUUACUUGAAAUAAUAGCAUUUCCUACAUACAUACAUUUAUAAUAUUAUAUACAUUAUAAUUUAAAAUGUGUCCGCCACAAAGGUUCUAAGGUUUGAUAAUAUGUUAUCUGUGAUGAAUUGAAUUCUGAAUUUACUUUAUUUUUUAAUUCUUAAAUAGCAUUAAGAUUGCGUAAUGUGAACACGUUAUUCUAUUAUAGAUGUAAUUUAUAAACACGGUCAUUGUAAUUCUAAUUAAUUAUUGUAAUACUGUAUUUAAGUAUAUAAAGUAUUGAUUCUAUUUUUAAUACCUAUUACCUAGACAUAGUUAGGUACCAUAAUUUCCUGUUAUUAUGUAUACAUUUUUUGUCAACAUAUUGUGCGUUUAAUUACUAAACAUUAAACAUUUUUAAAAUGUUAUUUAAUUCGCCGUAUCGGUCGUCCAGCUUUAUGUAUGAUAAUUAUAUAUUGUAACACGCUGAGCGACGAGUUGUAGCUGUUACGUAUAAUAAUAAUAUAAUAUACAAUUAUACAAAUA
This is a messenger RNA of Metopolophium dirhodum (rose-grain aphid), 2622 nucleotides long. Its product is annotated as transcription elongation factor B polypeptide 3-like. Gene Ontology annotation, biological process: transcription elongation by RNA polymerase II. The record is from RefSeq and is a predicted model, not a curated record. Gene Ontology annotation, cellular component: elongin complex; nucleus. The transcript has 9 exons. NCBI's taxonomy places the organism in Eukaryota, Metazoa, Arthropoda, Insecta, Hemiptera, Aphididae. Bases 308 to 2095 code for a protein of 595 amino acids.